GUCAGUUUCGUUUUGCGGUUGCCGCAGUUGGUGACAUUUGUGCGGUUUUGGUCGGAAUUUGUGAAAAAAAUUCGCACUUUCACCUUAUUAAAUCAAUCGAAUUUGUGUUAUAAAUCAAGUCACAGUGUUUUGCUUGUUAUUGGAAUAUCAAAAAGAUAUACAGUUUUUAAAUCUGUUCAUUUUGUGUAAUUUUCCUGCUAAGACUUGUUUUUUUGGUGCAAUUGGUCGCAUUUUGGCUGUGAUAUAAUAGGAAUAAUAUUGACGGAGGAACUAAACGGUAAAACUUCAUUGGGUGUUCUUAAAAGAACCAUGGCAGUGUUCAGCGCUACUUUUGACGGAACCCACUGAUAAGAAUGGGACAAUUCCACAGAGCUCCCUGUUUAUCCAAUCCUCGAAAGGUGUGCGUGUGAGUGCACGCACCGCAUGCGUUGAUGGGCGCGGGCGGUAGCGGGGGCGGGGGGCGGGCGGCGCGCGCGCUCCGCCUGCUGUUGCUGAUUGUAUUCGCGCUCGCGGCCGUGGAGUAUCUGUUCGGCUCCAUACUGGACGCGUCGCCGCUGCGCACGUAUCUGUACCAGCCAAUCUACAACGCCACACUGCCGACUAUCAGAUCACGAGAAAAAUUAGCAGCGUCCUGGCCUAAAAGAGUACCGACUACAACGGACCUUACUCAAAACCCCGAAGUUAAAAACUCCACGAAUAUAACAAACCCCAUUUUAAAUAGUAAUAUAACACAAAUUCCGUUAGCAAAUAUGACUGGAGCGGUUAUGUUAGAAAACACGACUUCGUUGAUGGUCACCAAAAUUAUAGACAGUAUAAGAAAUCAAUCGACGACAGAGAAUUCUGAUAUCAAAAGGAAUGAGACUGAACUGCCGAUGUGUUUUGAUGAAGUACCAGGUGACUUUGGGCCUGUGCCUGUUAAUAAAACUGAAGUGGAGCUCGAUUGGGUGGAAAAAUUGUAUCCAGAAAUCCAACUGGGUGGGAUGUACACCCCACCAAACUGCACAGCGCGGCAUAAAGUUGCCAUCAUUAUCCCGUUCAGAGAUCGUCAACAGCAUUUAGCCGUGUUUCUACGGCACAUGCACCCAUUCCUGAUGAUGCAGCAAGUAGAGUACGGCAUUUUUGUCGUAGAACAAGCUGGUAACAGCGAGUUCAAUCGCGCCAAGCUCAUGAACGUGGGCUUUGUGGAGAGCCAGAAGCUGAAGGCGGGCGGGUGGCAGUGCUUCAUCUUCCACGACAUCGACCUGCUGCCGCUCGACCUGCGCAACAUGUACUCGUGCCCAAGGCAGCCCCGGCACAUGUCCGCUUCCAUUGACAAGUUCCACUUCAAACUGCCGUACGAAGACAUCUUCGGCGGAGUGUCCGCGAUGACACUGGAGCAGUUCACCAAAGUCAACGGCUUCUCGAACAAGUAUUGGGGCUGGGGUGGGGAGGACGAUGACAUGUUUUACAGGUUGAAGAAAGUCGGGUAUCACAUAGCAAGAUAUAAGAUGUCCAUAGCGCGAUACGCAAUGUUAGAUCACAAGAAAUCUACAGCUAAUCCAAAAAGAUACCAACUGCUGUCUCAAACCAGCAAGGUGUUCCAGAAGGACGGUUUGUCCACACUCCAGUACCAAGUGGUGAAGGUGACCCUCAACCAUCUGUACACGCACAUCCUAGCCAACAUCGACGAACCCAGCUGAUGGACAUACUUCGCCAAACUGCUGUUUGGCGACCAACGGUAACGUUAGGACUCGGCGUGUGAUAGAUAAUCCAAUAUGGUGGUUACCAAAGUGAUCUCUCAGUUAGGAAAGGCACGUUGAAUAUUAUAAUCAUAAAUUGAGUACUGUCAACGUGAAAUUAAAAAAAAUGCAUUAUAAAUGUUCUUGACACGAUACAAUAUAGUCUGAGUCCUGUUUAUUAUAUAGAAAAAA
Messenger RNA from Chilo suppressalis (striped riceborer), 1910 nucleotides. The record is from the annotation of a GenBank genome assembly. NCBI's taxonomy places the organism in Eukaryota, Metazoa, Arthropoda, Insecta, Lepidoptera, Crambidae.